CAGCGCCCCCACAACCCAGCCCGCCAGCCAGCCUGGAGCCCGGCCUGCCCACGGUCGCGAGUCCGCCGUCCCCAACGCCCCCGCGCGCCCCGCAGCCUCCCGCCCAGGGAGCCGAAGCCCCGCAUUGCGCCCCGCCGCGCCACCAUGUCCUCGACGGAGAGCCCCAGCCGCACGUCGGACAAGUCUCCGCGCCCGCAGGUGGACCGCCUGCUCGUGGGGCUGCGCUGGCGGCGCCUGGAGGAGCCGCUGGGCUUCAUCAAAGUUCUCCAGUGGCUCUUUGCUAUUUUCGCCUUCGGGUCCUGCGGCUCUUACAGCGGGGAGACAGGAGCCAUGGUUCGCUGCAACAACGAAGCCAAGGAUGUGAGCUCCAUCAUUGUUUUGUUCGGCUAUCCCUUCAGGUUGCACCGGGUCCAGUAUGAGAUGCCCCUCUGUGACGAAGACUCCACCUCCAAAACCAUGCACCUCAUGGGAGACUUCUCUGCCCCCGCCGAGUUCUUUGUGACCCUUGGCAUCUUUUCCUUCUUCUAUACAAUGGCUGCCCUGGUCCUCUACCUGCGCUUCCACAACCUCUACACAGAGAACAAACGCUUCCCCCUGGUGGACUUCUGUGUGACUGUCUCCUUCACCUUCUUCUGGCUGGUUGCCGCAGCUGCCUGGGGCAAGGGCUUAACUGAUGUCAAAGGGGCCACGCGGCCAUCCAGUCUGACCGCAGCCAUGUCCGUGUGUCAUGGAGAGGAUGCAGUGUGCAGUGCCGGCGCCACACCCUCGAUGGGGCUAGCUAACAUCUCUGUGCUCUUCGGCUUUAUCAACUUCUUCCUGUGGGCUGGAAACUGUUGGUUUGUGUUCAAAGAGACACCGUGGUACGGACAGGGCCAGGACCAGGGCCAGGGCCCCAGCCAGGAGAGUGCCGCAGAACAGGGGGCAGUGGAGAAGCAGUAAGCAGCUGGCUACUCCCGAACUGGACAGCACCUCUUCAUCUCCUCCGGCUUCCACAGGACCUUCCUCCUCCUCCAACUCCCUUCCCCCGUCCUUCUGGGCUUUGAGAUUUGAGACAAUGGAUGGGUAGGUAGGCAUCAGCUAUUGGUUACCUGGGCAGCCCUCCACUGGCUCCCUCAUCCCACAUCCUGCUGGAGCUGCACAUGGCAGGAACUCGGUACUUCUUGUCUACCUGCCUGGACUCAGGUAUCCUACUGGGCUUUAGUUUGUGCCCUCAAGCCUCCGAGAGAGAGCCUGUGCUUGCUGCAGGUGAGGGCAAGAAACUAGAGUCUUGAUACUGGUCUCUAAAAGCUGCUCUCUGUUAUCCUUUGUCCAGUCUCAGUGCAGUGAGGAGGGGGGAAGUCAACUGGCAGCCUUACCCUGAUUCCUGUCUGGAGAGCCCAGCAGUGGUUUGAUGACAUCUCUCCAAUGCUGUCAUCUAGUCUCUGUAUCUUAUCUCUAGCCCUGCCCCACCAGUCCCAUGUGCUCCCCAGUCUCCUCUCUGACCUCUCUUUGUCCAUAGCUCCCACCAUGUGUGAAACAGGGAGACCCAUUACCCUAUCCAAGGGCCCUCUAAGGGUCCACACGAGGCCUUGACUCAAUGGGAGCAGACAGAGUUGCCCUUGUACCGCAGCUUCGAGGAAGAAAGCCAGGGAAGUUGCUGACGGAAUACAUUUUCUGUCCCCUCUGUUCUCCCUCAGCUGGAACACUGUCAUCAGCUCCCCAGACUCCACUUACUCAUGGAACCCCUAACUUCCUCGUCCUUUGUGGGCUUGGUUUUGUCUCACCCUUAGGAAACAAGAUGAGAAGGCUAGGAAUAUUUCCACUUCCUUCUCCCACCCCACCCCACCUGUCAGUCCAUCCCCCUUCCCUAACCUUUUGGAGAUAAGGCAUUUAAGAUCCUUUUCUUUUGUGGCAAGUCUGUCUAGGCCUUCGUUUCAUUCCUGUGGGCUGUGGGCGGGCCGAAAGGACCACCAUGAGGCUGAGGUGCCCAGCAGUCCCAGGACAUGGAUAGAUAGGCUUGCUUGUCCCUUACUGUCUGCUCAUCUUCUCAAACCAGCACCUUUUCUAGGCCUUUUAUACCUCUCCUUCCUCACCUUUGCACAGAGGUGUUCUAUCUCCUCAUCUCUCGAAGUCCUCCCUCACUUCCAUAUGGUAGCGGACUCUACCCCUUCCCCAGUCCCGGGCAGCCCGAUGCUAUUGGUGCUUCUUCACUUCGGGACCCAGUUCCAUAUUUGUCUUUGGUGUGUCUCCCUUUCCUGACACUCCCAUCCCUCCUCAGGCCCCAAGGUCUGAGAGUACCAAUUGAAGAAAUACCAUCUGCCCCCUACCCAGGUCAAAACCCCUUGGUCUACCCUGGCAGUAGGGCUGCUCAGGGAAAGAUGAAGAAGGAAGAAUCCAGCCAUUUACCAAUUUAAUGCCAAUUGAUCCACCUAGUAUACUAAAAAUGAAUGUGUUCUGUGCUAACCUGUUCUCAAGACAGGGUCAACCCUCUCCAACCUCCUCACCUUCCCCAAUGCUUCCCCACAUUAGGCUGUGUAUUACUUGGGUCCCUAGGGCUUAGAACCUUAAACUUUGGGCCAUCCAUUUCUUCUUUGGGUUAUAAUCCCCCACUUGAUGGGGGAGAGAGGUAAUGAUAUUUACACACAUCUAGAUG
Microtus oregoni (creeping vole) is the source of this 2632-nucleotide messenger RNA. RefSeq names its product synaptophysin like 2 (gene Sypl2). The coding region runs from base 145 to 939 and encodes 264 amino acids. The record is from RefSeq and is a predicted model, not a curated record. The transcript is spliced from 6 exons. NCBI's taxonomy places the organism in Eukaryota, Metazoa, Chordata, Mammalia, Rodentia, Cricetidae. Gene Ontology annotation, cellular component: synaptic vesicle membrane; synaptic vesicle.